This is a messenger RNA of Pseudophryne corroboree (corroboree frog), 1533 nucleotides long. RefSeq names its product transmembrane 4 L six family member 1 (gene TM4SF1). Gene Ontology annotation, cellular component: membrane. The record is from RefSeq and is a predicted model, not a curated record. Lineage: Eukaryota; Metazoa; Chordata; Amphibia; Anura; Myobatrachidae. The transcript is spliced from 5 exons. Bases 227 to 838 code for a protein of 203 amino acids.
UCCCUGCCUUUCUGUUUAUGUAUUGAUGCUAGGUUCACACAGAAAAAAAAGGCUUCAGUACUGAGCAAUCAGUGCUUAUAUUAAUACGUCUCACCCUGGUGACUAACCUGACUUCUGGGUAUAUAAGAGGUAGAACAAAGGGUUCACACUACAGUAUUUCUCAUAAGCUGCCAAUAGCCAUCACUUGCUUGGGAAGGAGCAGAUCACAGGCAGACAAGCAGCAAAGAUGUGUUUUGGCAGAUGUGCGAGAUGCAUUGGCACUAAUCUUCUCAUUCUGGCAAUCUUAUGCAUUGCGGCAAACAUCUUGCUAUAUUUUCCCAAUGGAGAAACAAAAUAUGCUCAUGAUAACCAUCUGUCUAAAUACGUCUGGUAUUUCCAUGGCAUUGGAGGAGCUGGAAUUCUUAUGUUGCUUCCCGCAUUUGUGUUCAUGGGGCUGGAUGGAGAGGAUUGCUGCGGGUGUUGUGGCAAUAUCACCUGUGGGAGAAGCUGUGCAAUGCUGGGAUCAGUUGUGGCGGCCAUAAUCGGAGUGGCUGGUGCCGGUUACUGCCUCAUCAUCUCUGCACUGGCAUUAGCGGAAGGACCUUCUUGUCUGAAAGAUGGAAACUGGAAUUAUAUAUUUGAAAAUAGCAGUGCACACUAUUUGACUGAUUAUUCUAGUUGGUCACAAUGCGAAGAACCACAUAAUGUUGUUGUCUGGAAUGUCACUCUAUUCUCCAUCCUUUUGGGUCUGGCUGCAAUCGAGAUCAUUUUAUGUGUAAUCCAGGUCAUCAACGGUUUAAUCGGUGGUAUAUGUGGGGCUUGCUGCGGCGAACAGAAAAGCCAGUCAUACGUUUGCUGAUGAGGUUUCCCAGAAUAGGUGGACAUGAAGAAUUGCAAUUUAUUUUGGCUAUUUAACUUGUAAAUGUAAUUGUACAGAAAACUGUAUUUAACUUUUUUUUCUGGGAGAUGUAAAAAAUUAACUUUUAUAUUAAAACUGCACUACCACCUGUGGAAAAGAUUUUAUUUAUGUGCCCCAGCUUCUGGCUGGAGCUGUUUUUAGCAAGGGUUUGCCAGUUUUGUAAUAAGCCAAUCAACACAGUUUGCCACUUAAAACUGGCGGCAGAGGGGGAUUGUUAGUGGAGGACCAAUCACAAGCUGUCAUCACUUGAUGAUGGCUUGUAAUUGAUCCUCCCAAUCACUCACCACCCUGCCCAGUUUAUGGCUAGGCUGUAAGAGGAGCCCCAAUAGUAAUGGCUGCAUGUACUGUACUGUAGUUCCCUUUUUCUGACUAGUGGAAUGGGCACAUUAGUAAAAUCAUUUUCAUAGGAAUUAUAGGAGGUUGUACCAUUAUUACUAACUCUUGUUAAGAUUGUAAGAAUGCACUGAAAAUACAAUAGAAACAACUUUAUAAUACCUCCAUAACACUGUAUGAUACUGAAUGUACAGUACUUAAAGUACUGAUAAACUUUGUAAUAUUAACAAAGACACAUGUAUGUAAGAUUAGUAAAAGUGUUUAUGAUUUUUAUACGUUCUGUUAUUAAACAUAUUACAAUA